CAACUAUACUCUACUAUAUACUAUACUAUACUAUAUACUAUUGCUGUGGUACACAUGCUGGGCAGAUGAGUGGCUCAGGCUCAGACUCAGACGAGCUAGAAGCACCAGACUACCGCUUACUCUCUAAAUCAUCCUACUCCCUGCCCUCUCGCGGCGACAAGGACUUUGAGCCAGAUGGCACACGCAAACAAGAUGCUACACUGCUUGCAUCCCGUCAGGCCCUCUAUGCGGCCGUUGCAGUGCAGCGUGUCUUGCCAGCUGAUUGUAUGAUGUGUGCAUGGAACCCAUGUAUGGGGCAUGGCAUCCUCUUGCAUCCAAAGGGACCCCUCUUCAAGUCCAUGGGUCGCUCCUUUGGCGCCAAUAAGGCGUGUAUGCUGUUACCGGAAGAGACCCUCUUCCUUCUUGAACGCGGUAGUCUUGUCCUGCACCUGCAAGACGACACUGAACAACUCCCCUUAUCAGUUCAAGCGGCAUAUGCAUUGUGUUUGGACAAAGACGUCUCACUCGCUCAGUAUCAAGUCUACAGCCAUCUCAAACGCGCAGGCUUCCAUGUCCUUCGUGCAACACAAGUCAAGCAUGACAUACCAAGCUUCCUGACAACCCUACAAGACUCCAUGCGCCGAGUCUCUCGUACGCUCACACAACUGCAAAGUGGUUGCGUGGAUGCACGCAGCGUGUAUCGGUCCUACACACAACUCUACAACCGACUCGCCAUGUCACCCUGUCAUGAUCCUCGUGAACAAAUCAACACAACCACCCCAUCCAGGCUACACGUCUGCUACGAUGUUUGGAAACCUGGUGUGCACUUUAAAAAAUCAAUGCCAGGAGAGCCGCAUUUUAGGGUUUGCGUUUGUACAACCGACGACGCUAUGCCGUUGCGAGCAGAGAUGGAUGCAUUGUUGGCGAGUAUCCCACUCCAUACACAGACGCCCACGCUGAGGGAUGGCUACCGUGAAUCCCUCAUCCUGGCAAUAGUGGAUGCGGGCGUGAUGAGUCUUCUACGUCUGGGCGAUAUUUCAUUCUCAACACACAAGCGAAGUAGUCAAUCAAGAUAGCAAGGAUAGCGCAAUAGACAAGCAACGCUUGAUAUCAUAUGGACUCUGAGACUCUAGAUUGUCGUGCAAGGAAGCAAGCUCUUUUUUUGUGAAAGAAACCACCAUGAAGGAAAAACCAAAUACAGGAGAUGAAACUCCUACACCCGCUUUACUUCU
Molecule: messenger RNA, 1211 nt
Organism: Protomyces lactucae-debilis
Lineage: Eukaryota; Fungi; Ascomycota; Taphrinomycetes; Taphrinales; Protomycetaceae
Exons: 1
Coding region: 66-1055 (329 amino acids)
Biological process (GO): tRNA-type intron splice site recognition and cleavage
Cellular component (GO): tRNA-intron endonuclease complex
Source: RefSeq, a predicted model, not a curated record